AUGGUAGACGAAGUCGUGGUGAUGAUUAUCGUGAUUUACGUGGAUGACAUUUUGGUGGCUGGGUCUGACGAGGAUUGCGAGGAGUUGCUUGCUUCUCUCAACAAGAAAUUUCCCACCAAAAACCUUGGAGAGUGUCAAUGGUUUGAUGGGUGUGCCAUCGAGAGAGAUGUAGAGGCUGGGACUCUUAGAAUCUCCCAAACCGCGUAUAUCGACAGCAUGGUUGAACGCUUCGAUGUGAAAUCAACUUCCCGCAUCCCCGCUACCCCUGGUGCCGAUCUAGGGCCGAAGCGAGAGGAUGAGGAAGGAGGGGAGUGGCCGGUGAGGGAGGCCAUCGGCAGCAUGAUGUGGGUGUCGACUUUCUCGCGUCCAGACGUCUCGUUCGCCGUGCGUGCGGUAGCGCGCCACGCCCACGCCCCGGCGAAGCGGCACUGGGAUGCCAUACAGAAGAUCCUCGGCUACCUGAAAGGGACGAGGGACCUCGGCAUCACCUACCAACGGGGAUCGGGGUUAGGGCUGGCCGUGUACGUAGACGCUCGCUACGACGACACGGAGGAUAGGCGUUCGGUGUCAGGGUUGGCGAUGACA
Molecule: messenger RNA, 585 nt
Organism: Ectocarpus sp. CCAP 1310/34
Lineage: Eukaryota; Phaeophyceae; Ectocarpales; Ectocarpaceae
Source: the annotation of a GenBank genome assembly